Messenger RNA from Bufo gargarizans (Asiatic toad), 2662 nucleotides. RefSeq names its product BRCA1 associated RING domain 1 (gene BARD1). NCBI's taxonomy places the organism in Eukaryota, Metazoa, Chordata, Amphibia, Anura, Bufonidae. The record is from RefSeq and is a predicted model, not a curated record. Gene Ontology annotation, molecular function: protein binding.
CGCGCCUACAUCUCUCUGGCGCCAUUUUUGAGUUCCCGCCCGGAUCUCAGAACUUCAGGCUCCUGUUUUCCUUCCCACCAUGCCACUGAGGGUGCGCUCGGGAAACCGUCCCGCAGACACCGCGGCCGACUCUACGAUGAAGAAGGAGCUGCCGGACUGGAACCGGACGCGAACGGCGCUGCUGGAAAUGGAGGGGAGACUGCGCUGCUCAGUAUGUUUGUCACUUUUAAGGGGCCCGGUGUGUUUGGGCGGCUGUGAGCACGUGUUCUGUAGGACAUGUGUAGAUGGGAGUGUGGGUAAUGAAUGCCCUGUAUGCCACACACCAGCCUGGGUAAAGGAUGUGCAGAUCAACCGUCAGCUUGAUACCAUGAUUCAGCUUUGCAGUCAGCUGCAUAACUUACUGGAUAAAGGGAAGCAUAAUGGAAGUAAAGUGGAUUUAUGUCAACAUGCAUCACUCAAAGAGAACACCGCAGAAGGAGAAUCUAAGAAAAAACAGAUAAAGAUGUGGUUUAGCCCCCGGAGAGGCAAGGUGAGGUAUGUCUUGGAACGUGAAGAAAACAACCAACAGAUUCCAUCAAACUGCGAACAGGCGCCAAUGUUGUCAAGUUAUGAUUUUGUCUCUUCUUCACCCAUUGUGGAGCAUGCGAAAAAGAAGACUGUGAAACGUGGGAAAACGAAGAAGAAGCAACUGGAGGACAUAAACCAAAAAUGGGGGAUUGGGACACCUAGUGAAAAUACUGAUAGCUUCAAGGUGAAUAACCAGGAAUCCAAUAGAUCGGUGUCCUUUUGCAGCCCUCCACUGAUUGAAAAUAGCCCGGAGAAGAUGGAGCUGGGGUUAGAAAAUAAUAGCCCAGAGAAGAUGGAGCUGGGGUUAGAAAAUCAUGGGGAAAUAAACACUAUUGAGAACAACACCUCGAAAGAAAAUGAUAUUCUGAAGUCUGGCGAGUCUGCUUCUGGUGCUGGGCAAGAAAAUGACUACAGCUUUGAACCGAAACCACAAGAAAAUGGACAAAAUAAAAGUCAGCUAGAGGAAACUGUGGAAGAUCGACCCAGUCCAAAAUUGUGUACACAGCUAAAGAAUGAAUCUUCUGGAAAAACCAAGCGAAGAAGAACUCCUCUAAAACGCAAACCUCACCCAACUCCAUCUCCUAAUUCCCGUGCCUCAAAAUGCCCCAAAAAAGAAAAGCUGGCUGAUGAUUCCAAGUCAGAAGAUCAUACAGGUCUUGGAAAAGUCCGAAACAAGGAAGUAAAAAAUUCUCCAAAAGCAGAGCCAAAACCUAAGCCCUUUUCAACACCCAGAAGAAAGAGCCAACCUGGAACCAAUCUUCAGACAUCCCCAAGUGAUUAUCAGUUUACAAAGAAGAACCAUAAGGGUGAGACAAUGCUACAUGUUGCUUCCAUAAAGGGUGAGGUGCACACGGUGGAGGAGCUCCUGAAGAGUGGCGCUAACCCCAAUAUUAAAGACAAUGCUGGAUGGACUCCUUUGCAUGAAGCCUGUAACCACGGGCACACUAAUGUGGUAGAGGUGCUGCUUCGACACCAUGCCCUAGUGAACACUACGGGGUACCAGAACGACACGCCUCUUCAUGACGCUGUAAAGAACGGUCACGUAGCCAUCGUCCGGCUUCUUCUCCAGCACGGGGCUCUACAAGAUGCGGUUAAUAUAUUCGGUCUGCAGCCGGUAGACUAUGCCGAAACAGAGGAGAUCAAGUCGGCUUUGCUGCAAACACGGACAGACAAGAAGCUGCACAGUCCGGGCCCUGCGCCAAAGGUAGCCCAGUGCAGAGAAGGAUCCCUCAUCAUUUUAGCAAGCGGUUUGUCUACCUCUCAGAGAACUGAUCUCAACAAGCUUGUGUCAUUAUUCAAGGCAGAAAUUUGUACCAACUACAGCAGCUCAGUUACUCACAUUAUAGUUGGAGAAGAACCUAUGCUACGUACCAUGAAGUGCAUGAUGGGAAUAUUAUCUGGAUGCUGGAUCCUCCGAUGUGCUUGGCUAAAGACAUGCCUGGAGACAAAGAGACGAGAGCCAGAAGAACUUCAUGAAGUAGCCGGCGGGCCUCACCGAGCUCGGCUCAACAGAGAACAGAUGCUGCCAAGCCUGUUGGACGGAUGUCAUUUUUAUUUCCUUGGAUGUUUCAAAGAACACAGAAAGGAAGACCUAAUUGAACUGGUCAAAGCUGCUGGCGGCCAAAUCCUAAUUCGCCAACCAAAACCGGAUAGUGAUGUGACGCAAACUAUCAACACCGUAGCAUACCAUGCAGAUGCCGAGUCUGACCAGAGAUUCUGUACACAAUACAUCAUCUACGAUAAGUCUUCCAAAUUCAUCCCGGGCAGGGUGCGCCAAGGGAAAGUUUGGUUUGCCCCCUCAAGUUGGCUGAUUGAAUGUAUCACCAGCUUUCACCUGCUGCCAGUGCCUCAAACGUAAUAUAUCCUGGGACAUUCAAGAUAUCCUGAAGAUACAGCAUUUGUUUAGACCUGCUGCCAUUCUAUAUGCUUUAGUUGGCUGUAUUAUUCUUUUAUCUUCAUUAACAGAGCUGCUUUUUUUCCCUCAUUUGACGUGUUUUUCCGUUUUUCUGUUCUCUUUCAAAUGCCUACCAUUUGUUGUCUGUCCAUUCUUGUCUCCAACUAUCGUUUGUUAACAAUAAAAUAAAACGUGCCUAUG